AUGGCAGUAUUAUUCAAAAAAGCUUUGAUUGACCUUGGUACAAAACAAGUGUCUGUGGUAUCCAAUAAAGAGUCCAAUGUAUAUGACUGUUGUUCUUUAUAUUGGUUACCUUUACAUGAAAAAAUGUGGACAGGAGAAGUUGAAUUCAGAUUCAUUAAAAAUUGGGCUGAGGAUGUGGAAUUAAAUUUCACUGAAGAUUUAGGGAAUUCAGGGGGUGAUAAAAGGAACAAUACAUUACUUGAUAUAUCUACCACUAGAUCUUCAAGAGUCGAGAGGUCUUGUGCCAGAAAAGAGAACUGGGAUAAUGAGCUCUUUCCGGACUAUCUUUUUAAAUACAAUGAAACAUGGGAGGGGGAACUUUUUUCGACUCAAUAUAUGGAAUCUUUUCGGGAAUCUUGGGAGGGGGAUUUUUAUUCUGAUUUUUAUAUUAUGUCAUUUGAGUUUUAA
Molecule: messenger RNA, 447 nt
Organism: Lottia gigantea (owl limpet)
Lineage: Eukaryota; Metazoa; Mollusca; Gastropoda; Lottiidae
Exons: 5
Coding region: 1-447 (148 amino acids)
Source: RefSeq, a predicted model, not a curated record